Salvelinus sp. IW2-2015 is the source of this 3617-nucleotide messenger RNA. RefSeq lists its product as uncharacterized. NCBI's taxonomy places the organism in Eukaryota, Metazoa, Chordata, Actinopteri, Salmoniformes, Salmonidae. Gene Ontology annotation, cellular component: cytosol; lipid droplet. The record is from RefSeq and is a predicted model, not a curated record. Gene Ontology annotation, biological process: lipid storage; positive regulation of triglyceride storage. The transcript is spliced from 8 exons. The coding region runs from base 161 to 2977 and encodes 938 amino acids.
UAUUUAGUGCUGAAAGGCUCUGGAAGUUCAGGAGUUGAUAGGCUGAAUUGAAAGUUGUGCAAGCCAGACCUGCAUAAACACUUGGAGAAGAGUUUGUUAAAUUUCAUAUUAUACUUCAAAUCUUUAAAACCACAAUUUUCAGAGGAUUGGUGAAAAGGACAUGUCGUACACAAAUAAUCAUUACAUUGAGGCCAACGCCGUGCAACGGGUGGCUAGUCUGCCGCUCUUCGACUCCGCCCUGAAAUCUGUUGUUUCAGUUUACACGGACGUAAAGGGCCGUUACCCGCUCCUGGGUGUGGUUGGGGGCGUGGCUGAGAUUGGGGUGCGUAAUGUGUCCCAGGCUGCCAUUCUCCGUGCCACCCCCCUCCUACUUAGUCUGGAACCCCAGAUUGAGGUCGUCAAUAACUAUGCUUGUAUGGGCUUGGACCAGCUGGAAAAGAACUUUCCCGUCCUGCACCAGUCUACAGAGGAGGUAUUGGGUCACCUGAAGGAUGCCUUCUUUCUGACCCUGGAUGACGUGCAACUUCGUGUGAAUGAUGAGCUGGACGGGAUACAGGGGCGCUGGGACAAGCUGACUGAUGCCACCUGGUACUACCUCCUUGCUCUGCAGGAGUCACAGCUGGGUCAGAUGGCCACCUCGGGCCUGGACGACAUCCUCACACGCUCAGAGGAGGCCAUGGCCAAGUACAUGCCCCUGACGGCUACACUGCGCCUAGAGUGGGAGAGGAGGACACAGCAGUUUGAGGAUGAAGAUGGGGAGGAUGAGCCUGGGUUGUGGACGCGGUUCCGAAGCCUCCUGCUCUAUCUGAGCCUGCAGCUGUACCACCGCCUGCUGAAGCUCAGAAACAGGCUGGAGCAGGCCAUGGUGAUGCUACAGGAUGCUACCGAAAGGAUCGGCCUGAGCAGGCUGCUGGAGGUGGUGGGCUCUGUGCUCCAGAGGCUGCAGCUGCUCUAUGUGUACCCGGUGUUGCGUCUAGAGGCCGUGAGGAGGCUGACCCUGGACCAGUUGAAGGCCCAGGUACGAGUCCUGGCUGAACUGGGGCCCGUCAAGCAGCUGCUGGGACUGCCUGCUCAGGUGCAGCUUGUGUUGGCCGACCUGCAGGAGCUGGGCAAGAUCCUACUGCAGCUGCUGGUCAACAGCACCCCUCUCUACAACAUGCUCCAGCAGCCAAGUGAUCAGGAUGUGGAGGACUUCCUCAACCAGCAGGAAUCCAUGUCCUCUGACACCACUCRCCGCAGUUCUGCCARUAGCCUCUUUCUCAAGGCCAUGGACGGCCGCCCACACAAACGCAAGAGCUCGUAUACCCUCUCCCAAACGGGCUCAACCAGUGCCCCCAGUCCAGCCUCAGCCAAAUCGCCCAACGGCAGCUGUGGCAGCCAGAAGCAGGAUGACCAGACUCUCUCUCUGGAGCUCAAGAACCUGGAUCUCCCUUCCACCAUCGCUGUGUGUUGUCGCUCUUCAGUACGCAGGGGCUCAUCCAGCGGCAUCAAUCCCCCAGACCCCAGCCCAGCUCCCGACCCAGCCCCGGGUAACCCAGCCAACAACGAUGACCAGCCUCUCUCUCGCCAGGGCAGCCAGAAGCCUGAUGACCAGCCUCUUUCUCGCCAGGGCAGCCAGAAGCCUGACGACCAGCCUCUCUCUCUGGAGCUAGACCCCCUGGAGCUCCCUUCUACAAGCACCGUGCUUCGCCCCUCCUCGGCUGCCGAAGUCCUCCUUGGCUCCAUCCUCCAGUACCUGAGCUCUGAGCCACCCUCAGAUGAGACCAUUAUACCCGAGGUGGAGACCACCGAGAACCACACAGAAGCCAGAGAUGAAAGCUCACCAAGACGCAAGAGCCUGUCUGCUCGCUCCGGCUGGAGCUCGUCCAGUGCUGUUGCACCCGAGGUGGAGACCACUGAGGACCUGAGCCCUGAGAAAGUCUCAGAUGAGGCCAUGGCACUCGAGGUGGAGAGCACUGAGUACUACUCAGAUGCCAGAGACGUGAGCCCAUCCAGACGCAACAGCCUGUCUCCCCGCUCCCACAGAAGGUCAUCAAGUGCUGGUAACCCGGAUGACCAACCUCUCUCUCACCGGGGCAGCCAGAAGCCAGACAACCAGCCUCUUUCUCUGGAGCUGGACCCCCUAGAGCUUCAUUCUACCAGCACUGUGCGUCACCCCUCCUCGGCCGAGGUCCUUCCAGGUUCCAUCCUCCAGUACAUUAGCUCUGAGCCACACUCAGACGAGCCUGUUGUACCCGAGGUGGAGACCACCAAGAACCACACAGAAGCCAGAGACGAGAGCCCACCCAGAAGCAAGAGCCUGUCUGUUCACUCCCGCAGAAGCUCAUCAAGUGCUGGCAACCCAUCAAACGUCCGCCAGGGCAGCCAGAUGUGGAAUGACGAGCCUCUCUCUGUGGAGUUCGACAUCCUGGAGGUCUCUUCUACCAGUGCUUUGCGCCGCCGAUCCUUGGCUGCCGAGGUCCUCCUUGGCCCCAUCCUCCAGUACCUGAGCUCUGAACCAUCCUCAGACAAGACCGUUAUACCCGAGGUGGAGACCGCAGACAAGAACGCACACGCAAAAGACGAGAGCCCACCCAGACACCAGAGCCUGUCUCCCCGCUCCCGCAGGAGCUCGUCCAGUGCUGUUGUGCCCGAGGUGGAGACCACUGAGUACUACUUUGACGAAGGAAACGGCAGCCCACUCAGACGCAAGAGCCUGUCAAUCCGCUCCCGCAGGAGCUCAUCCAGUGGAGGCAACACCCCAGCCCCCGGGCUAGCCCCGGACAACUCACACAAUGACCGCCAGGGCAGCCAGAUGCAGGACAGUCUGGAGGAGUUGGACACCCUGGCCCUCCCUUCAAUCAGCGCCGUGCGUCGCCGCUCCUGGGCUGUCGAGGUCCUCCUAGACCCCAUCCUGCAGUACCUGAACCCUGGGCACUCAGAAAAGGCCGAUAUAGAAGAGGCCGAAAUACCCGUGGUGGAGGCCACAGAGCAUUAAGAAGUCACCAGUGUCCUAGAAAAUGGCCCCCUUUUGCAGGCCCAGGUGUAAGACUUAUUAGUUGAUUUUAGUUUGUGGGUACACAUAGGGGGGCCAUAUUUCAGCAGACAUAAUCUGUGAUAGGUCCAUUGGAAUACAAAAUGUGUCAAUGUAUGUCACUGAAAGAUUCAGGCGCUCUACUUCAUGUACAGAUGCCAACCUACAUUUGUUUUGGUUUCCUAACUGAGCAUCAUGUGACAUUAUACACCUUGUACCCCAUUAUAUAUUAGACCUAACUAUUCUUCAAUGAUGUGCUAACCUGAUGUCGCAUUCUGUUUUCUGUUACACUAAGUAGGCGUGAGAAACAUAGCUUGUCAUGAUUAAAGGUAGAAUAUGGAUGGAUUGGCCUAAAGAUGGAAGCAUGUUGAAUGUGUUGAUUGAGGAAUGAGCAUCGAAUAGACAGUAGAAAAUGUGUAUGUCUUUAUUACAAUGUCAUAACAUUUAAUAUUUCAUAACAUAUAAUACAUGACACGUUUAGAUUGUCCUACAGUAUGCAUCAACAUAAUAUUGGUUGUAUUCAAGAAAUAAAUACAUUUUUUAUUGCUGCGGUGAAAUAUUUUGAGGUUAUGAAGAGUGAAAUAAAGUGUCAUUUCCCCAUCUA